AUGUGUUCAAUCAGCCUGCUCUUCUUUGCUCUUGCCUUUACAUGGACUCUUGUCUCGGCCGUUCCUUACCCCGUCUUGCCCUCAUUCUCUUCUUUCACCAAAGCUGCCAAAGAGCCUAUCCUUGGCAGAUUCGAAACAAUAGCCGUCAAAGUCCCGUGCGUUGACUGUCCUGUAUACGAAGAUGACGUGGCCCUCGAUUUUGAACUUCAAUAUCCUCGUCUUAACUCCUCAACCAACCUUUGCGAUGUCGACUUUACAUUGAACGGGCGCCCCAUUGUCGUCGACCGCACGAAUCCAGCCCAAGCAUCUACUCUCCACAUACCUCGUGGUCUAGCAAAUCAACACUGGGAGGUUGAUCUUGAGGUUCAAGGCCUUUGUGAUCCCGUCAAGGACAACUCUGUCUCUACCCAGCGCGCCCUUUACUUUAACGUUACCAAAGUUGCUCAACAACCCCUGAUUACUCCUGGCACGUUCACAGUCGUCGUCGAUCAAUCUGAGUCGGCUCAAAUUCUUAUCGAUUCGGAAAUUGACGAACAGGCCGCUUGUGCCUCAACAUUGAAGAGCGUGAUUAAUGAGAAUUCCUCUAUUCUAUCCAAGAUCGAAGCUAUCCCUACCGACAAUGACAUCAAGUCAACGGCUGAUAUUCUUACCGUCGAACAAGCCCUUCGCAAUCGCCUCUACGAGCAGGCGACGAAGCUUCAGAAGCUGAACCAACGCUGUCAUAAAGACUUUACCGAAAGUCUAUCUGAUUGUCACAGAGAUAUCUCCUGCAUGAGCAGAGUCAUGUGCCAACGCAUUCAUGACACAACAUACCAAAAGAUCAAGGAGAUUCAGGCAGCCCUUCAAGAUUCUAUCAUGGUAAGCAAGGAUCGACAGGACCAAUACGUCGCUGCCGAUGAGAAAGACAACUGGAACUUCAAUGUCAGCUCCGUGGACAACCUCCUCUCUGAUAUCGAGGAUGGAAACUCGAGAAAGUAUGGCAACCAGCAUCCUUUGGUUCUUGCUUUGGAGAUCCUCGCAGCAGCGAUAGGCCUUACUGCUCUUUGCGCAUUCCUCCGCCGUCGCUUCUGUUCUCUUCGUCGUCGCGUUGAGCGCCUCUCGGACAAGGAAGAGCGUCGGCGAGCUCGCCAUUUCCGCUGUCUCGCCCGCAAGGAGGCUAUGCGCAAGAAGUGGGUCUCCUUCAAACAAGUCUUCAAGCGUUCACCUCGCAAUGGAGAUUAUGAGGAGAAGCGUGCACUUGUCAUCGAAGCUGCUGGUGCAGUGGUUGAUGACUAUGCAGAGGGAUGCUCGCGGCAAGUUGAUGACCUAGAAACGGGCCAUGCAUUCGGAGACCUUCGAAACGCACGCGAAUUUGUAGUCAAUCUGGUCGGGAGAGCGCGCAAGUUAUCAAACGCUGGAUCUGGAACUACCACUCUGCCUGAAUAUACCGAGGAAAAGUUGCCGGACUACACAUCUACGCCAGAAGACUAUGCCCCUUCAAUCGCCAGUGCGAAUUCGAUGAACACUGGCAUUACACCGGAUAGCAGUAUCAUCAUGACUCCUCGAUGCAGCCGCGAGACGCUGCGCACAGGCACCGACUUUAGCGCUGAUUGA
Molecule: messenger RNA, 1593 nt
Organism: Aureobasidium musti
Lineage: Eukaryota; Fungi; Ascomycota; Dothideomycetes; Dothideales; Saccotheciaceae
Source: the annotation of a GenBank genome assembly